UCUUGAUCCGCCUGCUCCGCUGUUCUUCACUGCGAAGGUCGCUAGGGUAUUUUCUGCACUGUUAGAUGGGUCUUCUCCACAUCUCCACAAGAGGUCUUCGCCUGUUGCGCUCGACUGCAUGACGCAAAAAAGUCACCUCUGCAUGCUGCUCUGGGUCCUCACCGGCUGUUUUUACUGGAGCCCAAGCUUGAGCCGCGAAUCGUGCCUGAUGGCCGGGCGAUCCCAUGCGGAUACGGGAACGCGCUUGGCGAGUGCGGAAGUCCUGGAGAUGGCGGUCAGUCUCGGUAUGGAGCAGCUCUGCCAGCUGUCCGCGCAGCUUCACUUUGUGUCGUGUUGGAUAGUGGGGUACAGCCAGCGCAGCAUUUGCAAAACUUCGUGACUGCAUGAUUCCAUGAUGUGACUCUCAUCAGAACUACUGUUCUUCGCACCGUGAC
Molecule: messenger RNA, 434 nt
Organism: Didymella exigua CBS 183.55
Lineage: Eukaryota; Fungi; Ascomycota; Dothideomycetes; Pleosporales; Didymellaceae
Exons: 1
Coding region: 119-379 (86 amino acids)
Source: RefSeq, a predicted model, not a curated record